Aspergillus brunneoviolaceus CBS 621.78 is the source of this 321-nucleotide messenger RNA. RefSeq lists its product as uncharacterized. Bases 1 to 321 code for a protein of 106 amino acids. The record is from RefSeq and is a predicted model, not a curated record. The transcript has a single exon. NCBI's taxonomy places the organism in Eukaryota, Fungi, Ascomycota, Eurotiomycetes, Eurotiales, Aspergillaceae.
AUGCGUAGAUGCAUACCUACAGGAGAUAGGUUUAUUGGCUAUGGCUAUGGCUAUGGCUAUGGCUAUGCCUAUGCCUAUGCCUAUGCCUAUAACUGUGUUGUUGAUCUAGGGAAUAGCUACCUCUCCCAGCAAGAGAAGACAAUUGACAACCUCACUCAAUAUAGAACUUUAUUCUGUACACAGAGCACCAUCUUCAUGUGGUCAGGGUACAGGACAGUACAGCCCUCAAAUCAGAGGAACCGCACGCCAUGUAGUGUAACUCCCUCCCAGCUACAGUCUUCCCGGGGCCAUAAGUAUAUGAUCGACAUGCCUACUCCGUAA